AUGGAACUGCAGCAGCAGCAGCAGCAGCAGCAACGGCAGUGCCUGCAGCAACAAGGCACGAAGCACGAGCAGCACAGCGGCCAGCCCUACGCGUUCGAACACAAGCAUAGGGAGCAGCAGCUGCUGCUGCAGCAGCCCUGCCAAGAGCGGCCGGAGCAGCAGCGUGCACGGCAGCAAGAAACAGAGCAGCAGCAGCAGCAGCAGCAGCCAAAACGACACCACAGCGAGAGGCUGCAGAGCUGCAGCAAGGAUGUCUCUCUCCUGCAUGUUUCGCAGCAGCAGCAGCAGUAUCAGCACAACCUGGAGAAGCAACAGCAGCGCCUGCAGCUGCAGCAGCGGCAGCUAGGAAACCACAGAGUCUCGAUUUCCAGCAAAUAUGAGCAGCUGGCUCAGCAGCACCAGCAGCAGGAGCCGGAGCUAGAGCAGCAGCAGCAGGACUGCUACGUUGAAGUGUCUCCGGUAGAGGUGCAUCCGCUGCACUACAGAACCACGGAAGCUGCAGCAGCAGCAGCGAGAGCUGCAGCAGCAGCAACAGUGGCAACAGCAGCGAGAGCAGCAACGAGCCGCUUCGCCCAGUUGGCGUCGCACACGAUAAGGUGCAGCAGCAUAAACAGCAGCAGCGGCAGCAACGUCAGCAGCAGCAUCAACAGCAGCACCAGGUGGAACAUCAAGGGCCUCCAGCUGUCAGGUAUACAACAGAGCUUCUCGGGCCCUGCUCGCUGCAGCUGCAGCAGGCGACUCGGCCGCACUGACGCGGAGAGCGACAGCAGCAGCAGCAGUAGCAGCAGCAGGAACUCCUGCUGCUGCUGCUGCUGCUGCAGAGCAGCAGCAGGAGGAGUGCCGCGGGGGCCUCAGGAGGCACAUGUGCCUCACCAUUCCCUCCUCCCCGCUAGACAAUCCGCAAUCUUCUGA
Molecule: messenger RNA, 912 nt
Organism: Eimeria tenella
Lineage: Eukaryota; Apicomplexa; Conoidasida; Eucoccidiorida; Eimeriidae
Exons: 2
Coding region: 1-912 (303 amino acids)
Source: RefSeq, a predicted model, not a curated record